AUGUCUCAACCCGUCGGUGACAUCGGCCUCAUUGGUCUGGCCGUCAUGGGCCAAAACUUGAUCCUUAACAUGAAUGACAAGGGCUUCACCGUUGUUGCGUUCAACCGUACAACGAGCAAAGUAGAUCAUUUUCUCGCGAACGAAGCAAAGGGGACGAAAGUGCAAGGCGCCCACUCUAUUGAGGAGCUGUGCGCCAAGCUUAAGAAGCCCCGCAAGAUUAUUCUCCUCGUGAAAGCCGGUCCUGCCGUCGAUUCGUUCAUUGAGCAGCUCAUCCCCCACCUCGAGCCCGGUGACAUCGUCAUUGAUGGUGGUAACUCUCACUAUCCUGACAGUAUCCGCCGCUGCAAGGAGCUCGAGGCGAAGGGCUUCUUGUUCGUUGGCUCCGGCGUUUCCGGUGGUGAGGAGGGUGCUCGAUAUGGUCCUUCACUCAUGCCGGGCGGUUCGCCCGCCGCAUGGCCAUUCAUCAAACCUAUCUUCCAGGCAGCCGCUGCACAGGUCAACGGCGAGCCCUGCUGCGACUGGGUCGGCGAGACUGGUUCGGGUCACUACGUCAAGAUGGUCCACAACGGUAUCGAGUACGGUGAUAUGCAGCUGAUCGCUGAGGCUUACGACAUUCUGCACCGUGGCCUCGACCUAAAGGAGGACGAGAUUGCGGACAUUUUCCUCACGUGGAAUAAGGGUGUCCUCGACUCGUUCCUGAUCGACAUUACCGCGAACAUCCUGAAAUUCAAGGAUGACGACGGUGAGCCCAUGGUGAGCAAGAUUCUUGACAAGGCAGGCCAAAAGGGAACGGGCAAGUGGACGGCCAUCGCUGCGCUUGACGCGGGCAUGCCUGUUACGCUCAUUGGUGAGGCUGUCUUCGCGCGUUGCCUGUCGUCCAUCAAAGAGGAGCGUGUCCGUGCGAGCAAAGUCAUUAGCGGUCCUCAGAAGGAGGAGUUCAAGGGCGAUAAGAAGCAGUUCAUCGACGAUCUUGAGCAGGCAUUGUAUGCCUCGAAGAUUAUAUCGUAUGCUCAGGGUUUCAUGCUCAUGAGGGAGACCGCGAAGGAGAUGAACUGGAACCUGAACUAUGCUGGUAUCGCGCGCAUGUGGCGAGGCGGUUGCAUCAUCAAGAGUGUCUUCCUUGGUGACAUUAACUCGGCAUACCAGAAGAAACAGGACCUAGAGUCGCUCCUGUUCGACGAAUUCUUCAACAAGGCGGUGCACAAGGCACAGCCGGGUUGGAGGCGCAUCAUCGCGCAGGCCGUCCUCUGGGGUAUUCCAACACCUGCGUUCAGCACCGCACUUGCCUUCUUCGAUGGCUAUAGAAGCGAAGUCGUCCCAGCAAACAUUCUGCAAGCACAGCGUGACUACUUCGGCGCGCACACUUUCCGAGUUAUGCCGGGCAAGGAGAGUGCGCAUCUCAAGGCUGGCGAGGACAUCCAUAUUAACUGGACCGGCCGUGGCGGUAACGUCGCUGCGAGUACGUACUCUGCAUGA
Messenger RNA from Laetiporus sulphureus 93-53, 1476 nucleotides. RefSeq names its product 6-phosphogluconate dehydrogenase. The coding region runs from base 1 to 1476 and encodes 491 amino acids. Gene Ontology annotation, molecular function: phosphogluconate dehydrogenase (decarboxylating) activity; NADP binding. The transcript is spliced from 9 exons. Gene Ontology annotation, biological process: pentose-phosphate shunt; pentose-phosphate shunt, oxidative branch. NCBI's taxonomy places the organism in Eukaryota, Fungi, Basidiomycota, Agaricomycetes, Polyporales, Laetiporaceae. The record is from RefSeq and is a predicted model, not a curated record. Gene Ontology annotation, cellular component: cytosol.